AUGUCACCUGCUCCUAAGUUCUUAAACUUGAUGUUUGAUUGGUGUUUUGACCUGCAGCUAGUAAAAUUAGUUCUGCUGGGACUACAAGCUAUUAAUUUGGGUGACAGUGGGUUCAUUGUGGUUAGAGAUGGAUGCACCAUUUUCAGGUCCCCUGUUCAACAGCAUGACUUCAAUUUUACGUAUCAACUGGAGAGUGGCAAUGGAGGUGAUUUACCCCGCUCUGGUGAGGUUUUUACGAUACCUGUUGCCGGAGAUGUUGUCAUUGCUGGAACAGAUGGAUUGUUUGAUAAUCUGUACAAUAAUGAAGUCACUGCAAUUGUUUUACAUGCAGUUAGAGCUGGACUAGAACCCCAAGUAACUGCUCAGAAGAUAGCAGCACUGGCUCGUCAGCGAGCACAGGACAGGAAUAGGCAGACACCAUUUUCUACUGCCCAAGAGGCUGGGUUCCGUUAUUAUGGUGGGAAGCUUGAUGACAUAACAGUUGUUGUGUAG
Molecule: messenger RNA, 492 nt
Organism: Gastrolobium bilobum
Lineage: Eukaryota; Viridiplantae; Streptophyta; Magnoliopsida; Fabales; Fabaceae
Product: probable protein phosphatase 2C 55
Source: RefSeq, a predicted model, not a curated record